Molecule: messenger RNA, 1558 nt
Organism: Exophiala mesophila
Lineage: Eukaryota; Fungi; Ascomycota; Eurotiomycetes; Chaetothyriales; Herpotrichiellaceae
Exons: 1
Coding region: 865-1449 (194 amino acids)
Cellular component (GO): mitochondrial large ribosomal subunit
Molecular function (GO): structural constituent of ribosome
Source: RefSeq, a predicted model, not a curated record
ACCAUCACCCAUUACCCCCCCCAAUUCCUAAUUCAACCCCCCCUAAGUCUGGCUUGGUGUGUGUCACAGAAUCCCGUAUGCAGGUUGGGCAGCUACAGUGAUGGUGGCAUGGAAUGGAGACAAACCAACGACUGACCAGGCAUCAUUCGUCACAAUCCAGGUUACAUGGGAAAAGAGAAACAGGGCAUUGGCUGUAGGAACUCGAGGGGCUUUCGGGUGCGGGAAAUAAUCAUGGCCAGGGGUCCAGUAGGUUUGCACAUGACCUACGCAGGGGCACAGGAAAGACUAGAAGCACACACCACACCUAACACCACAAGUACACCACACGUACACCACAUCGUACACCAUCAUCAGCGUCAUCAGUAGCACCAGCAGCACCAACAGCACCACGUGAGUAGCAUCCAAAUUGGGGUUGGGGACGCCUCGGGCCUGUCUGGAAGCCUGAGAGCAUGCGAUCAAGCCUGGCGAUGCCUGGGACGAGACUUUCCCUCUUCUCUGCAUAAUUGGACUUGCUUGGCACAAAUCACCACUAACCCCUUCUGGCUACAGAGGUCCUUCAUGUUUUAUUUCCCCAUUCAUUACACUUGACAUGUCCCCGUCACCACUACAAAAGCUGCAUAUCCAACUCACAUCCAUCGGCCAAUACCAGUCCACAAGACUUAAUUGCCUUGAUUCGGAAGACUGGUGGCCUUGCAGCCUAGCUUGAGUCGCUUCCUGCUCAUUCAACCACCUUCUGGAGGACAAGCACAACCACCCCAACCUUGACCUUGUCCUAUCUCAAAAAGAACCAGCAGCUUGCACUUUGCGCAUAUCACAUUCUCAUCGACGGCGAAAGACUUCUCUUGAACCUGUCUCCUCUUCGCCAUGCUCCCAAUUUCCAGUCCUUCAGGGCCUCUAACGGCAUCUUCCCGCUUCUACAAGAUCUGCGCCCAGGUCCUCCUACCCUCCUUUCGCCGACAUCAAACGACCGCUCGAAGAACUCGAUCACGGUUAAACAUCAAACCUGAUGCCUCCUUCUUACCCACAAAGACCGAACAACAUGACCACAUCAUCUUCAACCCUCCACCGAGUAUGCCAAAUGUCUAUCACACCCCCAACAUCUUUCUUCCCAAGAACGACCAAAGAAAAAUCCAAAAGUCCUCCUCACAACAAUUACCGCCACCGAUGCCCAAGCAACCGGAAAAACGCUACCACCUUACAGAAACCGACUUGGCUGAAAUGCGCAGUCUUCGCUCACAAGACCCUCUGGAAUGGAGUGUAAAGAAGCUGGCGAAAAAAUUCAACUGUUCUAACCUGUUUGUCAUGUUUGUCACCGAAAAGCUUGCUGGACAGAAGAAGGAACAACAAGAACAAGUCACCGCUCUGGUUAAAUCAAGAUGGAGCGACAAGAAGAGAAUUGCCCGCGAAGACCGUGACGUGAGAAAAGAGAAAUGGUUUAGCGACGCUUGAUCAACUUGGUUUUUCUCUACCUUCUGGUUGCCAAGCUGUCCAACCACAGCUGGCCUGUUUCAUAAACAUGUAUAGAUAUAAAUGAGCGAAGAGAGCUCCUUCUCCUUGA